AACCCACCAAAAGCAAUUCAUAAGUGAGCACUGAAAAUUCCAUAUUUUGGUCCCAUUAAUUUUAAACCCUUGUAGCUAUGGUCCCCAAGAAGGCAGUGCUGCUUUCAAAUUCUUUUCUUUCAUACACCAUCUUCUUUUUCCUCAUCUUCUUCUUUUUGGAGGUCACUGUCAUCCAUGGCAAACCUCAUCAAUUCUCCAGAGUUUUAAGUCCAGCUUCUCUAGGACUUAAGGAAGGGAAGUUAACUCAGCUUCAGGUAUACUGGCAUGAUAUUGUUAGUGGGAGUAACCCAUCAGCGAUCCGAGUCGCCGCCGCGCCUCAGACAAACACAUCGCCCACCGGGUUCGGUGCCUUGAUGAUGAUCGAUGAUCCCUUAACAGAAGGUCCAGAGAUGAGUUCUAAGCUUGUUGGAAGAGCACAGGGGUUCUACUCCUCUGCUUCACAAAGUGAGGUUGGCUUGUUAAUGGCCAUGAACUUUGCCUUCACGGAUGGGAAGUACAAUGGGAGCACAAUAACAAUAUUAGGGAGAAACACUGUGUUCUCAAAGGAGAGAGAGAUGCCGGUGAUCGGAGGGAGUGGACUAUUCCGGUUUGCUCGGGGUUUCGCAAAGGUCAAGACUCAUAAAUUCGACGCUGCAACAGGAGAUGCUACCACUGAGUAUAAUAUCCAUGUUUACCAUUAUUAAUUGAUGUAUUUGCUUUGUUUAGCUCUCUCAGCUUUUUCAGAGGAAGAGCUGUUUACUGUGGUUGUAGUAGACCUAUACAUAGAUUGCAAAAAAUGAUAUAAUUUAGUAUUUUUGGAUUGAAAUUAAAGGUGGCCCUUUUGGUGAUUAA
Macadamia integrifolia is the source of this 831-nucleotide messenger RNA. Its product is annotated as dirigent protein 22-like. NCBI's taxonomy places the organism in Eukaryota, Viridiplantae, Streptophyta, Magnoliopsida, Proteales, Proteaceae. The transcript has a single exon. The record is from RefSeq and is a predicted model, not a curated record. The coding region runs from base 78 to 683 and encodes 201 amino acids.